AUGAAAAAAAAUGAAUUUUCGGAAAGCGAAGAGGAAUUCGAACUUAGAUUUUAUAGUGACGAUUUGGCUGAAAUUAAUAGUACAAAUGAAAGUAGAUAUAGUGAUACCGAGAGCGAUAGUGACAGCAGUGAUAUUAUAAUUAAUCGAAAUCGAAAAGCUCGGCCUAUUGAAUCAGAUACCAAUGAUACCGCAAUCUCCACCACGGAAGAGGAUGAUUGGAUUAGUAUUACAGAGGAUGGGUACAGGCCUACAAGAGUAAAUUAUUCAAUAGGAACAAAAUCGACAGGACCACAAAUUUCUUCUAAUAUUUUUGAACCUAUUCAGUUUUUCAAACUAUUUUUCACAAAACCACUUGUUGAUGAAAUAAUAAAGGAAACAAAUAACUAUGCAAAAUCUGUGUUGAAUUCAAAGAAUCUAACUAAAGACUCUAUAUGGCAAACAUGGCAUGAUGUAAAUGAAGAUGAAUUCUGGGCUUUCAUUGGAGUCAUCCUAAAUAUGGGUACAAUGCCUAUUUCUAACAUGCAAGAAUAUUGGUCGACUAAACAUAACAGUAGAAUCCCUUUUUUUUCGGAUGUAUUUACAAGAGCUCGAUUCAAUCAAAUAUUUUGGAUGCUUCAUUUAAAAACACCUGACUCAGGGAGCAAAAAUCUCAAAACACAUAUACAACAAGCCAGCAUUUUUUUAGAUUAUAUAGAUUCAAAAUUUUCUGAACACUUUAUUCCUGGUCAAAAUAUUUGUUUACACGAAUCAAUAGUAACAUUUAAAGGGAAAAUUUCAUUUAUUACCUAUAACCCUAUUAAGCCAACAAAGUGGAGUAUAAGAAUAUAUGCGAUGGUAGAUUCUGAAACUGGUUAUAUCUAUACUAUCUUACCUUAUUAUGGGAGUAUUACAUCAGGAAAUCUUAUUCGUCCAGAUUUACCAGUUAGCACUAGGAUUCCAUUGCAUUUAUAUCAAAAGUUGUUAGAUAAAAUUCCAGAGGCACAGGGUUAUCAUAUGUUUACUGAUAGAUAUUAUACCAGUAUACCUUUGGCAGAAGAAUUAAUGAAAGUAAAAUGUUACUUGACUGCCUGGAAAGACAAGAGAAUUAUGUCACUCUUGAGUACUUGGAAUGAUGCUGGAAUGAUAGAUUCAAAAAGAAUUCUACAAGGAGGUAAAGAAGUAAACAUUAGAAAGCCUAAUGUAGUUGUCAGCUACACAAAUUCUAUGAGCAGCAUAAAUCGAACUAAUCAAUAUACAUCUACUUAUUGUUUUUUGAGAAAGUCUCUUAAAUGGUGGAGAAAAAUGUUUUUUUGGGGCAUGGAGGUGUGUGUAAUUAAUUCAUAUAUCAUAUAUAAAAUUGUGAAAAAAAAACAAAAUGAGAAACCAUUAACACAUUUGAAAUAUGUUAAACUAUUAGUCGACCAACUAAUUAAUAAUUUUCGACAAGAAAGAUUUAGAGCUUCUACAUCAUCUUCUGAAAUUAGAUUAAAUGGGAAACUUCAUGAAAUGCGUAGAGGUAAAAAAAGAGAUUGUAUUGUUUGCUCCAACAGACAGAAGAAAGGUGAAAGACAUGAAACGAGUGAAUACUGCAAUACUUGUCCUGAUAAACCAAGAAUGCACCUUGGGGAUUGUUUUUCAAGAUAUCAUAAAAUGAAGAAAUAUAAAUAG
Molecule: messenger RNA, 1647 nt
Organism: Bombus terrestris (buff-tailed bumblebee)
Lineage: Eukaryota; Metazoa; Arthropoda; Insecta; Hymenoptera; Apidae
Product: piggyBac transposable element-derived protein 4
Exons: 2
Coding region: 1-1647 (548 amino acids)
Source: RefSeq, a predicted model, not a curated record